Molecule: messenger RNA, 1551 nt
Organism: Arabis nemorensis
Lineage: Eukaryota; Viridiplantae; Streptophyta; Magnoliopsida; Brassicales; Brassicaceae
Source: the annotation of a GenBank genome assembly
AUGUCUCUCCUUUCGUUCUCUCCAAUUUCAUUUAACAUAUCUCCUUCACUCUCAUACACCAUAAUCGCCAUUCUCGUAUCUUGUUUCCUUCUACUGAUCAUCACGCGCCGGAGUUCAAACUCGAAGCGCGUGAAACUACCUCCGGGUCCUCCAGGUUGGCCGGUGGUCGGAAACCUUUUUCAAUUCGCGCGCUCCGGUAAGCAAUUCUACGAGUUCGUCGACGAUCUAAGGAAAAAAUACGGUCCGAUUUUCACGUUAAGAAUGGGUAGUCGAACGAUGAUUAUCAUCUCCGACUCGACUCUAGCUCACGAUGUUCUGAUACAACGUGGACCAAUGUUCGCAACCCGGCCUAAAGAGAAUCCGACCCGAACCAUCUUCAGCUCCAACACAUUCACCGUCAACGCUUCCGUUUAUGGACCCGUGUGGCGGUCCUUAAGACGUAACAUGGUACAAAACAUGCUUAGCUCGACCCGGUUCAAGGAAUUCGGUUCGGUUAGACAAUCCGCCAUGGAUAAACUCGCGGAGAGGAUCAAAACAGAGGCUAACGACAACAACGGACUUGUCUGGGUUCUUCGAAACGCUAGAUUCGCUGCGUUUUGCAUUCUCUUAGAAAUGUGUUUCGGUAUCGAAAUGGAUGAAGAAUCGAUUUUGGGAAUGGAUCAGAUGAUGAAGAAAGUUUUGAUCACAAUCGAUCCAAGACUCGACGAUUAUCUACCGAUCCUUGCUCCGUUUUACUCCAAGGAGAGAAAACGAGCGCUCGGGGUUCGUCGUGAACAGGUGGAUUUCGUCGUCGGAUUCAUCGAGAGACGACGUAGAGCGAUUCAGAAUCCCGGAACUGAUAAAACGGCGUCGUCUUUCUCUUACCUCGAUACGCUAUUCGACUUAAAAAUCGAAGGACGUAAAACGACGCCGUCUAACGAAGAGCUCGUGACGCUCUGUUCUGAGUUUCUCAACGGUGGUACGGACACGACGGGGACGGCGAUCGAGUGGGGGAUCGCGCAGCUGAUCACGAAUCCGGAGAUUCAAUCUCGUCUCAACGAUGAGAUUAAAUCAACGGUUGGAGAUCGUUCGGUUGAAGAAAAAGACGUGGACAAAAUGGUCUUUUUACAAGCUUUUGUCAAGGAGAUUCUUCGGAAACAUCCUCCGACUUAUUUCACGUUGACACAUUCCGUGACGGAGCCGACGACGGUCGCCGGAUACGAUGUCCCCGUCGGGAUCAAUGUCGAGUUUUAUCUACCCGGUAUAAACGAGGAUCCGAAGAUUUGGUCUGAUCCGAAGAAAUUUAAUCCGGACCGGUUUGUUUCGGGUAAGGAAGACGCGGAUAUAACCGGUGUAACCGGAGUUAAAAUGAUGCCGUUUGGUGUAGGCCGUCGGAUUUGUCCGGGGCUAUCGAUGGCGACCGUACACGUGCACUUGAUGCUUGCGAAGAUAGUUCAAGAAUUUGAAUGGAGCGCUUAUCCGGCGGGAAGCGAAAUCGAUUUCGCUGGAAAAUUGGAGUUCACGGUGGUUAUGAAGAAACCGUUGAGAGCUAUGGUUAAGCCAAGAGUUUAA